UUCAGACUAAAAGGAGAGGAGACAAGCUGUCAGAGUGAGAGGCUUCCAGAGCAGCCGCAGCAUGUCUCUGUACCGCAACUCCGCCUGGUUUCUCAAAGGACUCACCGAGUUCACCAAGAAUGGCCACCUGGCAGCAGCCAAGCGCUUUGCGGAGAAGGACCUCGAGGUGUCCGUGGCUGGCCGCUCCUUCAUGAUAACUGGAGCCAACAGCGGCAUCGGGAAAGCUGCUGCCAUGGCCGUUGCCAAAAAAGGAGGAACGGUCCACAUGGUGUGCCGGAACAAGGAUAAGGCCGAGGAGGCCAGGGCGGACAUCGUCAAAGAGACGGGAAAUAAAGAGAUCUACGUCCACAUCCUGGACCUGUCGGAGACAAAGAAGGUGUGGGAGUUUGCCGAGGGCUUCAAGAAGAAGUUCAAGGCGCUCAAUGUGCUGAUCAAUAAUGCAGGGUCCAUCAUGAGUCAGCGGGACGUGAAUGCCGAAGGACUCGAGAAGAGCUUCGCCGUCAACGUCCUCGGGGUGUACAUUUUGACCAAGAGUCUGAUCCCUUUACUGGAGAAGAGCACAGAUCCCAGAGUGAUCACAGUGUCAUCAGGAGGAAUGCUGGUGCAGAAGCUCAGGAUAGGAAAUCUGCAGUCUGAGAGGGGCCGCUACGACGGGACCAUGGUCUACGCCCAGCACAAAAGGCAGCAGGUGGUGAUGACAGAGCAGCUGGCCAAGACUCACACCAACAUCCACUUCUCUGUCAUGCACCCUGGCUGGGUGGAUACUCCAGCAGUGGCCAACGCAAUGCCGGACUUCCAUCGCUCCAUGAAGGACAGCCUCCGGACCCCAGAGCAGGGGGCUGACACGGUGGUGUGGCUCGCCAUCUCCGAGGCUGCAACCAAAAACCCCAGCGGGCACUUCUAUCAAGACCGAAAGGUGGUGUCGGCCCACUUGCCGCUGGCCUGGACCCACAGCUCCCCUCUGGAGGAGCAGAAGCUCAUGUUGCUGCUGGAGGACCUGGCCAAGACAUUUCAGCCCCACUGAGCCAGCGGCACCCAGGAGACGUCAGCAACACUAACACCACCAGUUUCUAUUGAUCGAGGCUGAACAGGGAGUACAUCUACUUUAUCCAAAGCACCUCCAGCCAUAAAGGUUUAUGUGGAACAAAAUAAAAAGAUCCUUUAGGUACUGAGGUGCAUUUUGGAAACCCAGCCUAACUAGCAGAGUGAAUUUAGAAAUAACUGAGGGAUUUGCAGAUUAGUAAUGCUUUACAACUAACUGUGUUUAACUUUUUUAAGGACAUUUUUGUUUUUUUGUGUGCAGAAGUGUUUGACAGUGGUGCUGCUUUUAUACAUACGGCUGAGAGAGACGUUUAUAACCCAAACACACAAAUGUAACCGUGACUUUGUUAAAGUCAAUCAGAUGGGAAUCUGAUGUGGCCAUGGUCACAUUUUGUGAUCACACACCAGUCAUGGGUUCAGCGUCACGCUGGUGUUUCUCUGACUUACGCACGUGUCAAGUGAUGUGCAUUUAAUAGCCCUGUCAGUAACCUGUGUAUGUGCCGUGUUGUGUUGUGGAGCUACUGUACAAUACCAGAUGAACCCAGACUGGAGGUGACGCGUCCUCUCAAACACAAGCGAGCUGCAUCACUCGACAUAUGCAACGUGUCUGCAGGUCUGUGACUUGAUGUCCGCCCAGCCUCUUUAAGAAAGCUUUUGACCCUCUCCCCUUAGCUUUGCCUUGACUGAAUGCCGUGAACACAUGCAUCAAUAAAAUAAAACUGAAACGUUUCGC
Molecule: messenger RNA, 1774 nt
Organism: Fundulus heteroclitus (mummichog)
Lineage: Eukaryota; Metazoa; Chordata; Actinopteri; Cyprinodontiformes; Fundulidae
Gene: dhrs12la
Product: DHRS-12_like_SDR_c-like domain-containing protein
Exons: 10
Coding region: 62-1024 (320 amino acids)
Source: RefSeq, a predicted model, not a curated record